Exophiala oligosperma is the source of this 1918-nucleotide messenger RNA. RefSeq names its product NADP-specific glutamate dehydrogenase. The record is from RefSeq and is a predicted model, not a curated record. Lineage: Eukaryota; Fungi; Ascomycota; Eurotiomycetes; Chaetothyriales; Herpotrichiellaceae. The transcript is spliced from 4 exons. Gene Ontology annotation, cellular component: cytosol. Bases 418 to 1794 code for a protein of 458 amino acids. Gene Ontology annotation, molecular function: L-glutamate dehydrogenase (NADP+) activity.
CCAUGUCAACAUAACGAGGGCGGCGCCCGAAAUGCCCUCCCCCCUCCUCGGAAUCUGGACACACACACACUGUACAUGGUGUCUGCGUUACAGCUUUCGCCAUCAAUACGAAGAAGUCGCCGGGUGGAAUCGCCAUGCGGAAAAUGGCAAAAGAAGCAACUCAUGAGCGCAUGAUCGUCCGGCCAGCCAUCAACGGAUUUUCUUUUGUUUCUUCUUCUGUUCCUGUAGACUGAUAAAUUCCCUUCGAGAACCUCCAUUCAACUGACCUUACUGUCCACAACUGUUUCCUUCCUCACAGCAUCUGUCUUCUCUUCUCUUCCUCUUUCUCUCUGUCACUCACACACACACACACAUACACCACCCAAUCCACUCACCUACAGUACCCUAAAGUCUCCCUCAUAGACCUUCGCCGAUACAAUGUCUAACCUUCCCUCCGAACCCGAGUUCGAGCAAGCCUACAAGGAACUUGUCUCGACGCUCGAGAACUCGUCCCUUUUCCAGAAAAACCCAGAGUACAGAAAAGCCCUCGCAGUCUGCUCCAUCCCAGAAAGAAUCAUCCAAUUCAGAGUGGUAUGGGAGGACGACAAGGGCCAGGUUCAGGUCAACCGCGGUUACCGAGUCCAGUUCAACUCGGCACUUGGCCCUUACAAGGGCGGUCUCCGAUUCCACCCCACGGUCAACCUGUCGGUCCUGAAAUUCCUGGGGUUCGAGCAGAUCUUCAAGAAUGCCCUGACCGGCUUGAACAUGGGUGGUGGAAAAGGUGGUGCGGACUUUGACCCCAAGGGCAAGUCGGACAAUGAAAUCAGAAAAUUCUGCUGUGCAUUCAUGAGCGAGCUCGGGAAACACAUUGGCGCAGAUACUGAUGUCCCAGCUGGUGACAUCGGUGUGUCUGGCCGUGAGAUCGGUUGGUUGUUCGGACAGUACAAAAAACAAACGAAACUGUGGGAAGGUGUAUUGACCGGCAAAGGAGGUAGCUGGGGAGGUUCUCUCAUUCGACCAGAAGCAACUGGCUACGGUCUGGUAUAUUACGUUGAGCACAUGAUCAAUUAUGCCAGUGGCGGCAAGGAAUCUUUCGCGGGCAAACGAGUUGCCGUGUCCGGCUCCGGCAACGUGGCCCAGUAUGCCGCCCUGAAGGUGAUUGAGCUCGGAGGCACCGUCCUCUCACUCAGUGACAGCAAGGGUUCCAUCAUCGCCACGACCGAGUCCGGCAUCGACGCCGAGAUGAUCGAGGCCGUCGCCAAGAUCAAGGUCGACCGCAAGCAGCUGGCCGACGUCGCCCACACGUCCGAGUUCAGCGGCAAGGUCAGGUACAUCGACGGCGCGAGGCCGUGGCUGCAGGUCGGCCGGGUCGACGUCGCCCUCCCCUCCGCCACCCAGAACGAGGUCUCCCAGGAGGAGGCCGAGGGCCUGAUCAAGGCCGGCUGCAAGUUCAUCGCCGAGGGGAGCAACAUGGGCUGCACCCAAGAGGCCAUCGAUGUCUUCGAGGCCCACCGCAAAUCCAACAAGGGGAGUGACGCCGUCUGGUACGCCCCCGGCAAGGCCGCCAACGCCGGCGGCGUGGCGGUCUCGGGCCUAGAGAUGGCACAAAACUCGGCCCGCAUCUCGUGGACCGCCGAGGAGGUCGACUCCAAACUCAAGGACAUCAUGCGGAAUUGCUUCCAGAACGGCCUCGAGACCGCAAAGACCUACCUCACCCCGGCCGAGGGCGAGUUCCCCAGUCUGGUGGCCGGUAGCAACAUUGCAGGCUUCAGCAAGGUGGCCGCCGCCAUGAAGGAUCAGGGUGAUUGGUGGUGAUUUUUUUCAAUGAUCGACUGAUUGUAUACCCCUCUAAAUUAUUGCGUUUGUUUUUGGUUCUAGUAGAUUAUAUGGAAGAUGGGCGCGGAGUUUAGACAGGCUAAAAUAUGAACAUUUGUAAAUG